CUCACAACCAAACUCUGGGGAGGGAAGAGGACAGCUAACUGGUGGUCAUGAUACAGCCAAUACUUCUACUCCUGCUACUGGCAGCCAUGUCCUCACCAGUGUUUGGGACUGAGGUAUCAGUACUAGAGGGAACCUCUGUUACCCUUGUCUGCACAUACCUAGGGGUUAAAAAGCUUGAGACAUGCUGGGGCAGAGGUUGUGGAUUUGUUCAGUGUACUGAUCCCAUAAUGGAAGAUCAAUCCAAAUAUAACAUUAACGCUGAAGUUGGAACAGUGAAUCUCACCAUUUUAAAGCUACAGCCGACAGACCGUGGGAGCUACUGCUGCAGAGUCUAUGUCCCUGGAAUGUUCAAUGAUCUUAAACAAUUCUACAGCCUGAAGGUAGUCAAAUGUUGUGUGAGGGACCUACUGGACAACGUCCAUUUUCUGGGGAACAAUAUUGCGAAACAGCCAUUUACAACCGAAAAUGCAAGUCAGUGCAGGCAGGAAUGCACCAGAAAUGACACAUGCCAGUACUUCACAUUUGUUGAUGAAAACGCAGGAAUAAUAGUCCACAGAAACAAAUGUUUCCUGAAGGCCUCAACUGGUCAUACGCCUGUAAUUACAAUACAGCACCUCCAACAUGCAACCUCAGGCUACUCUCUGAGAAACUGCAGUGGUAAAGUCACCUACUCAGUCAAGAAGUACAGCCUCGUCGCUGAGAAGAAAAACUGGACCGAAGCACAAGAAUACUGCAGACAACACUACACAAACCUGGCCAUCAUACACACAGAAGAGGAUUGGAAGGCAAUUCAAUCCUCUUUGGGUGAUUUCAGUGGUGAUGUGUGGAUUGGGCUCCAUAGGUCUGGUCAAACUGAAAAGUGGAAGUGGUCUGAUGGACAGGACUUCAUGUUCUUUAACUGGGAAAAAGGUUUUGGUGUCCACACUGAGGGUUUUGACUGUGUCUUGUCUAUUUCAUCUCAUUGGCAACCAGUGGAUUGUGCAGCCCUAAGUCAGUAUAUGUGUCAACGAGUUCGUCAUGGUAAUGGAACAACAGAGAGGGUGUAUGAGCUGAUGCCUGGGGCAACGAUGUGGCAGGAUGCUGUGACAGACUGCAAGACAAUAAAAGGCAGAGAACUGGCGAGUAUCUGUAACCAGAAAGAACAGGAAGCCUUUGAUGAGUUGACUACAGGGGCCACCUGGAUUGGACUUAAGCACAACAAUAAACUAUGGGAAUGGUCAAACAGAGAACCAUUUCAGGAAAGUGAACAUACCUGGGUAGGUGGAAACUGUCAACAGCUGAACUCAAACAGAAAAUGUACUCCAAAAGAUUGCUCUAAUCAAAGUGCUUUCUUUUGCUAUGGAGACGAACAUCCACUUAAUACCACUGGGGAUUCGACCACUCCUGUUACCCCUGAAACCACCAGCCCUACUUCAACUGGACCUCCCUCUAUCAAGACAUCCACCACAACAACUACCACUUUACUACCUACUACUACUAAUGGACAGUCCACCACCUCACCACAUACCACCACUAAUGGACAGUCCACCACCUCACCAACUACCACUACUAUUGGACAGUCCACCACCACACCAACUACCACCACUAAUGGACAGUCCACCACCUUACCAACUACCACCACUAAUGGACAGUCCACCACCUCACCAACUACCACUACUAUUGGACAGUCCAACACCUCACCAACUACCACUACUAUUGGACAGUCCACCACAACACCAACUACCACUACUAUUGGACAGUCCACCACCUCAACUUCCAGUGGACAACUGACCUCAUUGGGUCCCACCUCCCCAGACAGGAAGUCCACAUCCUCCCUUAGUAGUACAACUUCUCCACUCCAUCCUGAUUACCUGCACUACUUCAAUGAGUCCAAGAGCUGGAUCAAUGCCCUGGAGUUCUGUAAAAGUCGUCGCUCCAACCUGGUGCACAUCACCAACCAGACCGUGCAGACUGACUUGACCCAGCUCCUGGCCAAUGUGGAGCUGCCAUGUGGGGGGGUGUGGAUUGGUCUGGAGCGGUCCAUCUUUGAGUGGAGCGCCCCCUGGCUGUGGACCAGUGGGGAUGUUGAUAAGGUGGUGAAGUACAGUGAGUGGCACAGCUGCUUCCCCCUCAACCCCAUGAAUUACCACUGUGGUAAGAUGGUCCGGGUUGGUAACAGAGAACUGAAGUGGCUGGAUUCUUCCUGUCAUCAGGAAUUACCCUUCAUCUGUCAAGAUCUCCACUAGAGGGCUCUCCAUGUCAUUAUGGACAGUCUGCAGACAGACCACACUGAUAUGCCAGAGAGACUACCACACUCAUGGUCUGGAGGGAACCUGCAUUUCAGUUCAUUAUAUUAUUACACUACGAUUAUUAAUAUUAUUACUACAUUAACUUAUUAUUAAUCUCUAUUACAUGAUAUUGCUUAAUGAUACUCUACUUACAUAUACAAACUUAUAAGCAUUGUUAUUUGACUGUAAUGUACUGUAAUACUUUAACUAUUUAAAAACAGAGUAAAGAAAGGUAAAGUAAAAGUUAUUAACUGAAAAUAUAGUAUAACUCCUGUGUGAUCUGUACUGUUUGAGAACGUGUACUGUACUGUUUGAAAACGUGAUUUAGUUAGAAUGUCAUUUUUAUUUUUGUACUUUCUGCAUAAACAUCCAUUUAGCAUUUGAUCAGUGUGGAAUUUUAUUAUUUGUAGAAAGUGCAUUGAGUGAUUAAUCAAAAGCUAUUAAAAUGGUCAUAAUGUA
Oncorhynchus keta (chum salmon) is the source of this 2726-nucleotide messenger RNA. Its product is annotated as secretory phospholipase A2 receptor-like. Gene Ontology annotation, molecular function: protein binding. Gene Ontology annotation, cellular component: extracellular region. Lineage: Eukaryota; Metazoa; Chordata; Actinopteri; Salmoniformes; Salmonidae. Bases 48 to 2225 code for a protein of 725 amino acids. The transcript is spliced from 10 exons. The record is from RefSeq and is a predicted model, not a curated record. Gene Ontology annotation, biological process: proteolysis.